CAACAAUCAAAAAAAAAACAAAAAAAGAGGCUUCUUUACUUCAGCAUACAUCAAAUUUGAUCGAAUUAUCUAAAUAGAAAUGAAUGUAAACUUCUAGAAAUCCUCUUAACAACAAUUAAUUAUGUCAUCUUGUGAACAUCUAUCAAUGGAUAAUCAUCAUUAUAAUCAUAAUCCUAAUGAACUAUAUACAUUAGAGGUACAAUCUAUUGAAAUAGUUGAUAAACUUUCAAAUCAUAUAACAGAAGAAAAAUUAAUUAAACGAGAUUAUUGGAAAGGAAAAAUUGAUUUCCUUAUUGCAUGUUUAGGAUUUUCAAUUGGACUUGGUAAUGUAUGGAGAUUUCCAUAUUUAUGUUAUAAAAAUGGUGGCGUGACUACCUCUAUGAAUCUGGUGUUCAUCUUGUUGUUCUAAUGAGGUAUGGCAACUUGAACCGAUGCAUAUCUGUGCAAAUCUGUGAGGAUGUUAUGUCCCGACAAGAAUGAUGAAUGGUAAUUUUGGGAUCUAUUAAUGGACCAAUACUAAACGCAUAUUUCUAUUGUAUAAUUAUUAGGUGCUUUCCUUAUCCCUUAUUUCAUCAGUGUAUUCUUAGCUGGUAUACCAUUAUUUCUAUUAGAAGUAACUGUUGGACAAUUAACACGUCGUGGAGUUAUUGCUGCAUGGAAUAUCUGUCCAUUGUUUCAAGGCACCAAACAUUUCACUUUCCACUGAUGAUACAUACUAC
Messenger RNA from Schistosoma curassoni, 719 nucleotides. The record is from the annotation of a GenBank genome assembly. NCBI's taxonomy places the organism in Eukaryota, Metazoa, Platyhelminthes, Trematoda, Strigeidida, Schistosomatidae.